AAGAUCUUCCCCGCAUUUUCCCGUGUCUUUCUUCCCAACACUGGCUUCCCCCGCUUCAACCUCUUAACAACAACAACACCAUCCCAUGGUACACAACACCACAACACCACACAUAGUCACACACAACACAUCAUCCACAACCAUGUCAGACACGACCAAGCCACUCAGUGACCGCGAGGCGCUGGCCUUUCGACAAAUUCCCACCAUGAUCUUCUCCACCGCGUCCAACCCUCUGACCGCGCCUCUGCCGCCCGACCCCAGCGCCACGACUCCGCCCCUCCGCGCAGCCGCCCGCUUCGCCGUCCCCGGCAAAGCUAUCAUCACCGGUGGUGCAGGCUCACUCGGCCUGACCGUCGCGCGGGCUCUUCUGGAGCACGGAUUGACCUCGCUCUCUCUCCUCGACCUCCCCUCUACCUUCACCACCUCCGCGGCAGCCCUCACGCAACUCACUACUGACUUCCCCCACGCCCAAAUCCGGACCUACACCGUCGACGUGACCUCUCCUCCCAGCGUGGACGAGACCAUCACUACCGCCGCCACAGCAAUGGGCGGGAUCGACUACCUCUGCUGCUUCGCCGGCAUCGUAUGCAGCGUCCCCUCCGCAACCACCACCCCCUCGCAAUUCACCCAACUUCUCGACGUGAACCUCACGGGCUCGUUUCUCUGCGCUCAGGCGGCCGCCAGACACAUGAUCGCGCAAGGCACCGGGGGCAGCAUCGUCUUCACGGCCUCCAUCUCGGCGUACGCGACCAACUUCCCGCAGCCGCAGGUAGCGUACAACGUCAGCAAGGCCGGGGUGGUGCACAUGGCGCGCAACCUGGCGGCGGAGUGGGCGGUGCAUGGCAUCCGCGUGAACAGCGUCAGUCCGGGGUACAUGGAUACCGUGCUGAAUGAGGGGGAGGGGCUGCGGCCGUUGCGCGAGAUCUGGGCGCAGCGGUGUCCGAUGGGGCGGAUGGGCGAUGUCGAGGAGAUCACGGGGCCAUUUGUGUUGUUGUGUAGUCCGCGGGCUGGGAGGUAUAUCACUGGGAUGGAUUUGGUGGUGGAUGGAGGGGCGAUGACUUUGUAGACGGAGGGAUGGAUGACGGCUGGACUUCCGUCUUGCCCUGACCGUGCUUGAGAGACGAGAGAUUGUGCUAGACGCUUAUAACUAUGAUGUUAGCCUAUUGAUAUGGCGGUACACAUGCUUCUGACAGCAGGAUUACCACGACAAGAUUCUGAACGGGGAACAGGUUUCGAUACCAUAUAUGGCUACCAUAACCACCAAGAAGCCAUAUGGCCACCUCGCACCGUAAACCGAA
Messenger RNA from Aspergillus saccharolyticus JOP 1030-1, 1298 nucleotides. RefSeq names its product oxidoreductase, short chain dehydrogenase/reductase family. NCBI's taxonomy places the organism in Eukaryota, Fungi, Ascomycota, Eurotiomycetes, Eurotiales, Aspergillaceae. Gene Ontology annotation, cellular component: intracellular anatomical structure. The transcript has a single exon. The record is from RefSeq and is a predicted model, not a curated record. Gene Ontology annotation, molecular function: oxidoreductase activity, acting on NAD(P)H, oxygen as acceptor. The coding region runs from base 86 to 1066 and encodes 326 amino acids.